UGUUUUUUUCCUUUUACAAAUCUUUUUUUUUCCUCGAAGAGUUUGUAGUGGAAGAGCAUUGCAUUCCUCCGCACCUUUACCUGUCUUCCAUCUCCUCUUGUCUCUCUCCCUGAACACAAACAAAGCAUCCCUCAUUUUCUCUCGUUUUCCCUCGUUUUCUCGCGUUUUCCCUCGCUCCCUCGCAAUCGCUUUAAUGGGUCUCUAGAUUUUCUUUCGUAUUGAUCUUCUCUGCAAAAAAGGAUCCGAUUUUGUCUGUUAGAUUUCUUCUGGGGAAGAACCACCACGCGAAGAGGGGAAAGAUUUGAACUUCUUCGUAUAUUCAGAGAGACCCAGUUAUCAAAACUAGCAAUUUCCCCCCCAGAAUCUGUUUUUGUUCUCAGCAAAAGCUGGAUGAAAGGCAAUCAGAAAGAUUCGUCGGAGAAAUCCAUAUGGGACCGGAGCUCGUCGGGUGCAUCCUUACCCGGAAUCGGGUCCGCGACCCGACCCAUUCCCAAGCUCAUGGUGUGGCUCAUCCUCUUCAUCUCCGUCACUUACAUUCUGUACACUCUUAAGGUUAUCUCCACCACUCGCCCAUGCGUCGAUCCGACUCCGUUUUCCACCGUCUCCGCCGUCUCCGCCAACGCCUCCGGCGACCUGAUCCGACCCAUGAAACAAUCUCCCCCUUCCUCCGCUUCCUCCGCUGUCGCUCUACGGCGGCGCGAGUGGGAAGAAUCCGGCGACGAGCCCACCGACCUCCACCACGUGGUGUUCGGUAUCGCUGCGUCGUCGAAGCUGUGGAAACAGAGGAAGGAGUAUAUCAAGAUCUGGUACAAGCCCAAGUUCAUGCGAGGGUACGUGUGGCUCGACAAGGAGGUGAGGGCCGACGCGGGAGAUAAAGGCGAUCUCCCUCCGGUGAAAAUCUCCGGUGACACCUCGUCUUUCCCGUACAAGAACAAGCAGGGACAUCGGUCGGCACUUCGGAUCUCGCGGAUCGUGUCGGAGACUCUUCGGCUGGGACCGAAGAACGUGAGGUGGUUCGUGAUGGGAGACGACGACACGGUGUUCGUCACCGACAACCUGAUUAGGGUUCUGAGGAAGUACGACCACGAACAGAUGUAUUACAUCGGGAGCUUGUCGGAGUCUCAUCUCCAGAACAUAUUCUUCUCGUACGGAAUGGCGUACGGAGGCGGAGGGUUCGCGAUAAGUUAUCCAUUGGCGAAGGCUCUGAGCAAGAUGCAGGACCGUUGCAUACAGAGGUAUCCGGCGCUGUACGGAUCCGAUGAUCGUAUGCAAGCUUGCAUGGCGGAGCUGGGCGUUCCUCUCACCAAAGAAAUCGGCUUCCACCAGUACGAUGUUUACGGGAACCUCUUCGGCCUCCUGGCCGCCCACCCGGUCACACCAUUCGUGUCGAUGCACCACCUGGACGUGGUCGAGCCGAUAUUCCCGAACACGACCCGAGUCAAAGCCCUCAAGCGACUCACAAUCCCGAUGCAGCUCGACUCAGCGGGACUUCUCCAGCAGUCGAUAUGCUACGACAAGUACAAGAGCUGGACGAUCUCCGUCUCGUGGGGAUACGCCGUUCAGGUCUUUCGGGGCAUAUUCUCUCCCCGAGAGAUGGAAAUGCCGUCGAGAACGUUCUUGAACUGGUACAAACGUGCUGAUUACACGGCCUAUGCCUUCAACACUAGGCCGGUCAGCCGGCAUCCGUGCCAGAAACCGUUUGUUUUCUACAUGUCGGGGGCGAAAUUCGAUCGGCAGCUGAACACGACUGUCAGCGAGUACUCGAGGCUCCGGGUCCCGCAUCCGGCUUGCCGGUGGAAGAUGGCGGAUCCGGCGGAGGUAAACACUAUUGUCGUCUACAAGAAACAAGAUCCUCAUCUUUGGGAGAGGUCACCAAGGAGGAAUUGUUGCAGAGUGUUACAAACGAAGAGGAACAACACGUUAUGGAUCAAUGUGGGUAUAUGUAGAGAAGGUGAGGUCACUGAGGUUAAUUGAUUUUAUGUUUCAUUUUUUUGUAAUGAUUUUUAUUUUAAAGGGGGGAAAUCGAGUUUUUAGUCUCUUUAUAUACAUUUUUACUCAAUUAUUUUUUUACCGUCUAGCUAUGUUUUAUAUUCGUCGAGUACCUAAUUCUUCAUUGGAUUUGUUUAUUCGCAUUUUACAAAAUUUUAAUUAUGGUAGAAGCACUGUUGGUUGUAA
Messenger RNA from Tarenaya hassleriana, 2175 nucleotides. RefSeq lists its product as uncharacterized. The transcript is spliced from 3 exons. The record is from RefSeq and is a predicted model, not a curated record. NCBI's taxonomy places the organism in Eukaryota, Viridiplantae, Streptophyta, Magnoliopsida, Brassicales, Cleomaceae. Gene Ontology annotation, molecular function: acetylglucosaminyltransferase activity. The coding region runs from base 391 to 1974 and encodes 527 amino acids.